GGCCACGCCUCGUACUGCCCUUAUUGAUGCGUUUGCUCAGCCAGCGACCACUCUCUCUUUCCCCGGUCUCUUUCCAGGCUACAUUUCUGCUUUCACCCCCCCAUUCCUCUCCGUUUAACAUCCCGGACAUCUAUCCUAUUCCUCUGCAUCUCUUUGAGCAUCGCCACCAAACCGCAGCCACGAUGACGGAGGCGUCGGACAUGAAGCAGCGCGUGUCAAGCAACGGAAAUGUUCCAGAAGCGCCCAUAGAAGACGUGUUCGACCACUCUUACAAGGAAAAGGAAGGGCCCAAACCUCCGAGGACCAUCGUGUGGAGAAAUGUCGUUUCCAUGACCGUGUUGCAUUUAGGUGCCGCUUACGGCGUGUGCCUCAUUCCCUCGGCGUCUCCUUUGACCUUGCUGUGGUCCGUAUUUUGUUUCCUGAUCAGCGCUUUAGGAGUUACUGCUGGAGCUCAUCGCCUGUGGAGUCACAGAUCCUACAAGGCCUCAUUACCUCUGAAGAUCUUUCUUGGUUUAGCCAACUCCAUGUCAUUUCAGAACGAUAUCUAUGAGUGGGCUCGAGACCACAGGGUUCACCAUAAAUAUUCGGAGACUGAUGCCGACCCGCACAACGCCGUCCGGGGCUUCUUCUUCGCUCACAUCGGCUGGCUGAUGGUGCGCAAACACCCCGAUGUCAUCGAGAAGGGGAAAAAGCUGGAGCUCAAUGACCUGACGUCUGACAAAGUUGUAAUGUUUCAAAGGAAGCACUACAAGCUGUCGGUGCUGCUCAUGUGCUUCUUCGUCCCCAUGUCCGUCCCCUGGUACCUGUGGGGGGAGUCCCUGUGGGUGGCGUACUUCAUCCCGUCCGUGUUGAGGUACACGCUGGUGCUGAACGCCACCUGGCUGGUCAACAGCGCGGCUCACAUGUGGGGAAACCGGCCCUAUGACAAGAGCAUCAACCCCAGGGAGAACAAGUUUGUCACAUUCAGCGCGAUAGGCGAGGGAUUUCACAACUAUCACCACACGUUCCCCUUUGACUACGCGACGAGCGAGUUCGGCUGCAAGUUGAACCUCACCACCUGCUUCAUCGACGCCAUGUGCUUCCUGGGCCUGGCCACGGACCCCAAGAGGGUGUCCCACGAGCUGGUGGCGGCCCGAUCACAGCGCACCGGGGACGGAAGCCCCCGAAGUGGCUAAGAUCGAUGGAUCGUGGUCAGCUCGGAGGGGGAAAAACUAUCAAAGAUGAAGCUUCACAGUCCUCUGACAGCUCUACAUUUCUCAUCCACUGAAGAUAACCGUCAUCGUGAGGGCCUUGACAACAUUUUGUAGCUGUAAUUAAGUAAUUUGUUCAAGGUGGAUAAAAAGAAAAAAAAAAACCAUUUUGCGAAGCUCUUUGGCUUCUGUCCAGGCCGAGUCGUGCAAAGACUUAGACCAGAAGUAGACGCAUUUUAAAAGACAACGUCAUUCUCUGCUGUUUUUGCCACUUUGGUGUGCGUUCUUCAUGCAGUGUCAGUCAUGUAGACGGUCAUUUUAUGUAAGUAUUACUUAAUUAUUACUCAAAAUAGAUCAGAAGUGGAGCUCUGAAAGUACGAUAACAAUGUUUCAACUGAUAAUACUUAUAGGAGACUGUCGUUGUUUUCAGAACGUUUUUAUUGUUCUUAUACCGAAAAUUCACUUUGAGCGCUUUCAGAUAUGGGGGGGAAAAAAAGAUGAGACUUUGAAUGAUGUUUUGGUUAAAAAAAAAAAAAAAGUUGUUGGGCGUCCAUGAAAUAUGGCACACGCGAAAGAGGGAAGCAACCCAGACCUCCUGUUUCUCAUAACAGGACCACGCUCACAACAGUGUCUUGCAGUAUGUAUCCAAAUAUAUAUAUAUAUUUAUAUAUAUAUACCCACCCCCAAAACAUACUGUAUUUAGUCUUCGGAGUAAAUGGAUUGAGUAAUACCCAGAAAAUAUAUGUGAGGCAUUCAUUGUUAAAUUAAAAACUGCCGUUUAACAGCGAGAUCAGUUUAAAUUUUGAAAAUCAACUUUUGGGUGGUUUUCAAGGAAUCCAUCAGCGUGCCAGAUGUCAACAUAUUUAUAAGCAUCGCACUGGUCCCCCAGAGCACACUUGAGUCGAUAUUGCUUCGCCAACCCAACGUCAUUGUGGAGGGCUUGUUUUUAACGUCGUGGCAUCAGUGGCUUUGCUUCCACUUCCUCUUCCUCCAUCAGUCAUUUCCCUCUUUUGUCCAGAAACAUCUGCAGCAGAGAUCUCAUUGGUCGAUGCAGCAGCCAGUCAUGAGACAGUUCUGCUGUUAGAAAACAUGGCACACAUGCAUGACGAUACGCUGUAGUCGGUGUUGUGGUGAGGUGUUUUAUCGGUGACUCCAGUGGCAGAGUCGUGUCUAUUUUUUGUAACGUACUGUGAAGCUGCAUCACUUCUGGAACUGUUGCCGUGGUGAUUUCUGAGACGAGUUAGGGUUUCCCCUUUGAUAUGCUACUAAAGCUGAUUGUCAGUCCUAAAUUUCAGGUGCAUCAGUGCUUAUGUUCAACUUGAAUUCUGGUGUGCAGAAUGCUUAUAUUAUCUUAUUUGUUUAUUUCUUUUUUUUCCCCUCAUUGACUUGCUCUAAGCAGCUAGUUGCACUCCCAACAUUUGGCAGUGAAAUAAACCAAAUUUGAUUUCCUGUUUAUUUUAUAAGAAUCAGGAUACAACCUAAUGCCUUAUGACUUGUAUCCAUUCCUGAUCUUCUUCGCGCCAAAUCAGACCAUGGUCCAUGUUUACAGGCUGAAGCACCAGAUGGAACAUUGUUUUUUAAUCUAUAAACCCAUUUAAUUUAGACAAAUUGACAACAUCAAAUAGACAAAUCCAAGUGCUUUAAAUUAAAGAAUUCAUAUUCCAAGAAUACAAAGAAAUGCCUGCUGCAAAACGGUCAAUCAACAGAGAUAACCUGCAAAAAAAAGAGACCAGAUUCUGAUUCUUGUGUCAGCCCAUCAGGGUUCAUCAUGAGCAUCAUCACAGCAUUUGAAACAACUCCUACUGCCCCCAACACCAGAAUCAACAUUUUCCUAAUGAUUGUCAGUUUGAAAGAUAAUGUCAAAUAUCAACUGUACUAUUCUGAAAUAAAAAUUCCCAAUAUUUUCAAUACACACAAUUAAGAGUUGUUGCUCUUCUUUUUCCCCCCGUUCUUCAUUCCUUGUGUCUCUCUGAAAUAAAUCCUCUCUGAAAA
Gasterosteus aculeatus aculeatus (three-spined stickleback) is the source of this 3182-nucleotide messenger RNA. RefSeq names its product stearoyl-CoA desaturase (delta-9-desaturase) (gene scd). Lineage: Eukaryota; Metazoa; Chordata; Actinopteri; Perciformes; Gasterosteidae. Gene Ontology annotation, molecular function: iron ion binding; stearoyl-CoA 9-desaturase activity; palmitoyl-CoA 9-desaturase activity. Gene Ontology annotation, biological process: monounsaturated fatty acid biosynthetic process; response to fatty acid; unsaturated fatty acid biosynthetic process. Gene Ontology annotation, cellular component: endoplasmic reticulum membrane. The record is from RefSeq and is a predicted model, not a curated record.